Molecule: messenger RNA, 1176 nt
Organism: Plasmopara halstedii
Lineage: Eukaryota; Oomycota; Peronosporomycetes; Peronosporales; Peronosporaceae
Product: cell division protein
Exons: 1
Coding region: 1-1176 (391 amino acids)
Biological process (GO): cell division
Cellular component (GO): cell division site; cytoplasm
Molecular function (GO): GTP binding; GTPase activity
Source: RefSeq, a predicted model, not a curated record
AUGCUCAAUCAAACCCCUGCUUCGACUUCCAUGAUCCAAGCUGAAACUUUGGAAUCAGAGACAACCAAGAAACGGUCACUAAUGGCUUCAUUUAAGGACGGUAAACCGUGGAUCACAGUUAUGGGCCUCGGUGGUGCAGGUAGCAACGCUGUCAAUAAUAUGAUCGCGUCACAACUAGAAGGUGUCGAGUUUAUUGUAGCUAACACAGAUUGUCAGGCGUUAGGACGCUCUUUGGCACCACACAAGAUCACGUUAGGCAAGGAUAUCACCAAGGGACUAGGAGCAGGAUCGAAGCCUGAGCUAGGCAAGCAAUCAGCAGAAAGGCAAAAAGAAGAGAUCAAGCAGAUGCUUCAAGACAGUAAUAUGUUGUUCAUUACCGGCGGUAUGGGCGGAGGAACUUGUACAGGUGCUGCGCCUGUUGUAGCCAGUGUCGCCAGGGAACUGGGUAUUUUAACAGUCGGAGUCGUAAGCACUCCAUUUCGAUCAGAAGGACCAAAUCGAACGCGACUAGCAAAUGCUGGUGUCAAGGAAUUGUCCAAGUAUGUUGAUACAUUAAUUGUCGUGCCAAAUCAGAAUUUGUUGGCAUUAGCAGACAAGCAAACGACUAUGCUGGAAGCCUUUCGGUAUGCGGAUGAUGUCUUACUUGAAGGAGUUAAAGGUGUCACGGAUUUGAUUGUUCGGCCCGGAUUGAUUAAUCUCGACUUUGCCGAUAUCAAAACGAUUUUGUCGAAUGCUGGCCGCGCAAUUAUGGGAUCUGGAAUCUCAAGUGACAAAGAUCGUGCUCGAGUUGCAGCUGAACAAGCGCUGGUGAACCCUUUGCUUGGUGAUUUGCCAACAGAGUCUGCUCGUGGAUUGCUCGUAACAAUUCGUGGUGGUGAGGAUAUGACAUUAUUUGAAGUCGAUGAAAUCAUGGAAAUCAUUCGCAAUCGUGUUCAUGACGAUGCCAACAUCAUCUUCGGUACAUGCUAUGACCAGUCGUUGGAAGGUUCUGUAUUUGUUUCCAUCAUUGUCAGUGGUAUUCAGACUGAUGUCAUCUCGCCGCCUAUUGGAAAAGAUCGUGCUUCGUUGCAGGGAACAAACAAGCAUGAUGAGUCUGAAGACGACUCACGGCCUAAUGUUAUCGAACAACACGACGAGCAACACAAGGGACUCUUUGCUCGUUUUUUUUCGUUAUAA